Messenger RNA from Nannochloropsis gaditana CCMP526, 1398 nucleotides. RefSeq lists its product as uncharacterized. The coding region runs from base 205 to 1368 and encodes 387 amino acids. The record is from RefSeq and is a predicted model, not a curated record. The transcript has a single exon. Gene Ontology annotation, molecular function: S-adenosylmethionine-dependent methyltransferase activity.
GUUCUGCGGUUUGGAAUAUACGAGAAGGUUCAUCGUAGUACUUCGACAUCGAAAAUCUGUUUUCACCGAAAGAUUCAGUUUGCCUUUCACUCCAGUUGUAAAGACUACAAUGUAUGGUAGUUAUAUGUGGUUCAGACUAACACCUUUAUCUUCUUAUCUUGCGCAUGUCUCUACGGACCAACCUCCCCCUAGUUUGUCUGAGUCAUGCCUCACGGACAUAUUUCACUGCAACCUUUCGGCCUAUGUGCUGCGGCUGCAUUCGCGGUGACCACCACGCAAGGGUUUGUCCCGCCCAUUACCCCAGCGACAAGCCAUGCAGGCUCUUGUGUGUGUUUUUCUGCACCUUCUCCAUCUGUGUCGAUUGCCCCUACGCCGCCUACAAACCCAGCAGAGGCCAGUCCAAUCGACGCGCAUGAGCUGCGCGGGGUCCUUAAAGAUGCACUGUAUCGCAGCCUAGGGAACGAAGCGACGACAUCUUCAAGAGCGGGAAAUUAUGACGCUAUGGAGCACGUUUUGGCCUGCCCGCUGACAUUGAAGCCCCUACGGCGAGUGGUCCGCCUCGCCGGCCCGUUUGGUCAAGUGGUGAACAUGGUCACAACUCGCGGCAACAAAUAUCCUGCGAACGAGGUGUACAUGGAUCUUGUUCCCGUAGAAGAACGAAUGCAAGUGCCUUUCUUUUCUCCCUCGGCCAUUGUCACCCAAGAGUUGUUUCGUUCCCCUCUCACAUCCUUCCUGUACGAGCGAGGAUGGCGGGACAACUUCAAGACCGCGGGCUUUCCUGGCAUCGACGAGGAAUUCAGAGACCUGGAGGCUUUUUUCGCCCCGCUAUCCGAUGCGGGAUCUGAAUCCGAGCGUGAGGGUGAGCAGCAGCGAAGGAGUGGUCGGGGGACUGUGAUCGAUCUGAGUUGUGGGAGCGGCCUUAUGGCCCGGCGCCUGUGCCGGUCGCGGAAAUGGAAACGGGUCAUCGCGGCAGAUUUCAGCGAGUCCAUGCUGCGAGAGACUCGGCGACGUUUCCUGGAAGAGAAGUUACCAGUGCCGGAGCUGGUGCGAGCGGACGCGUCCCGACAACCGUUUCAGACGUCGAGUGUUGAUGCCAUCCACGCGGGUGCGGCCUUGCAUUGCUGGCCUCGGUUGGAAGAAAGCCUGCGGGAAUGCCUCCGGGUACUCAAACCAGGUGGGAGGAUGUACGCGUCAACGUUUGAAGUGAAUGAACGGCUUCAGAGUAAUACGUUUCGGUUUUUCCAGUUGGAUGAGUUGCGGCGCUUGUUUGUGUCGAGUGGAUUUGUGGAGGUUGAGGUCAGGAGGGAGGGGGUGGCUUGUUUAAUAGUGAAGGCUGUGAAAGCCAUGGACAGCGGAGGAAGGCAGUAGCAGCUACAAAGAAAUAAUGUUGUCUGACUA